Messenger RNA from Paraphaeosphaeria sporulosa, 1997 nucleotides. RefSeq names its product alpha/beta-hydrolase. Lineage: Eukaryota; Fungi; Ascomycota; Dothideomycetes; Pleosporales; Didymosphaeriaceae. Bases 253 to 1866 code for a protein of 537 amino acids. The transcript has 2 exons. The record is from RefSeq and is a predicted model, not a curated record.
CACUCAACCUCCAACACAAAAUAUAUCUCCCGAAUAUUCCUGCCGCGCAAUUCGCCCGAGAAUCGCUCUUAAUUUCCCCACAUUGUAUACCUCCCGCUCCCCACGGGGAAUGACUCGCACGUCCGAGCAACGGCCACGGCGCCGCCCAAAUGUGACGUUGUUCGAAAUCACCAUGUAUGAAAGACGCGCUGAUUGCCUCUCGAAAACGAUUCCUGGGUAGCGGAUACCGACAAUUGAUAACGCGUCGCAAGCAUGCGUCUCUCCCUGGUACCUGCGCUGUCCUCUCUCCUCCCAUUAGUAUACAGCGCGACUCCGCCAACUGUGGAAAUUCGCAACGGCACAAUCCUCGGCGUCCUCAACACCACUCGCUCCGUAGAAAAGUUCCUCGGCAUACCCUAUGCCGAACCCCCCGUUGGUACCCUGCGACUUGCUCAGUCAAUACCACUCAAGUCCCCCUUUGGAACUCUAAACGCCAGUGCGUAUGGUCCAGCGUGCUACAACUCUCUGAAUGUGGGGAACCCGAGUGAGGACUGCCUCACGCUGAAUAUAUGGCGGCCCGCAGGUGAAACCAGCAGUAAUGCCUCGCUGCCCGUCCUUGUCUGGCUCUACGGCGGCGGGCUAGUAGCUGGAUAUGCGGCGGAUCCUAAGUUCGAGGGGACCAACCUCACUGCCAACUCCGCAGCCGUUGGCAAGCCCAUUAUCAUCGUCACGCUGAACUAUCGGCUUGGUCCCUUUGGCUUCCUCAACGGAAAGGAGAUGGCAGAGCUGGGGCUGCUGAAUCUGGGCAUGCUGGACCAACGACGCGCAUUCCAUUGGAUCCAGGAGAACAUCGGUGCCUUCGGCGGCGAUCCGAAGAAGGUGACCCUAGCCGGGGAGUCCGCAGGCGCAGUCUCGAUAUACAGCCACAUGAUGGCGUACGGCGGGCGCGACGACGCUCUUUUCCAUGGCGCGAUCCUCGAAUCCGGGGGCGCAUUCCCACUCACAGGGCCCGACACGCCAGCCUUCCAAGCCUCCUUCAACGCCCUCAUCACAAACACCACGUGCGCGUCCACCUUAAACGGUACCGCAGCAGAGAAACUGGACUGCAUCCGCGGACUCGACGUACCCACCUUGCGCGCCUCGGUCGGCAAAUCGACCGGCCAGUCAAUAGACGGAGACUUCACGCGAACCUCACUCAUCAACGCCCUGCAUUCCGGCGCUUACGCCCACAUCCCCACCAUUGUCGGCACGAACACAGACGAAGGUACAACCUCUGCGCCGACUAACGUUUCCACGCUAUCCGAUCUCCUCGGCCCCGUUUCAGACGGCUAUUUCCGCCCCCGCAAGCUGCCCAAUACUACCGCCUCCACGCUGAUAAGUAAGUACAGCACCAACCCCCGGUUAGGAUGUCCGUACAAUACGGGCGAGACGAGGUUCUCGGGGGGAGCGCUGGAUAAGAUGGCGUGCAGUAUCUUCGGGGACAUUGUGCAGAUUGCGCCAGCGAGGAUGAUUGCGCACGUGCUCACGCGCAGCGGCGUUCCGGUCUGGCGGUACAGGUUCAACCAGCUCCCGCCCGGAGGUGAGAUGACUGGAAAAGGGAUUGGCACGGCGGUCGAGCAGCAAUACGUCUUUUCGAAUGUUGUAAACGCGACGGCGUGGGAUGGGAAUGUGGCGUUCCAAAUGGGCGCGCUGUGGGCGAGCUUCGCGCAUGAUAUGGACCCAAAUGGGGUUGUUGCUGAGGUGGGAUUGCCCAAGUGGCCGACGUACGGGAAGGACGCGAAUAGUAUCGUAUUGAGUGGGUUUGGGAGUUCUAUCGAGCAGGAUACAUACCGUGGUGAUGCGAUUCAGUAUAUCAUCGACAAAGUAUUGCCAGACGGGGCGGCGUGAGCGAGAAACGAAGGCGGAACAAUGACGAAGAGCCUGAUAGUCUGUAAUGAAUAUGUAUGCAAUAGAAAGAUAUGGGUAUCAUAACGCCAACAUAACGUAACGCCGCAAGAAGGAACUUUCCAAUAAAAACA